This is a messenger RNA of Hordeum vulgare subsp. vulgare (domesticated barley), 1345 nucleotides long. Its product is annotated as 29 kDa ribonucleoprotein A, chloroplastic. Lineage: Eukaryota; Viridiplantae; Streptophyta; Magnoliopsida; Poales; Poaceae. Gene Ontology annotation, cellular component: cytosol. The record is from RefSeq and is a predicted model, not a curated record. The transcript is spliced from 5 exons. The coding region runs from base 99 to 956 and encodes 285 amino acids. Gene Ontology annotation, molecular function: mRNA binding.
AAAACCAGGCGGAAAAUUUCCAGUCCCCCUCCCUCCGCCCCCUCCAAUCCCAAUCCCCGGGACAGAAACCACCCGCGUCGGCGUCGCAGCCUCCUCCAAUGGCGCUCUCCCUCGCGCGCAGCCCCCACCCCGCCCCCGCCGCGGCGGCCCUCUCGCUCCCCCGCAUUCAGGGCCGCAUUUCCCAGUACGCCCCGCUCCUCCACUCCCCUCGCCGCCCCUACCCCGGCCUCCGCCUCUGCCUCCCGGCCGCCGCCGUCGCGGCCUCCUCGCCGCCGGACGCGCAGGCCGCCGAGCCCGCGGCGGAGGGGGACGAGGAGCUGGGGGAGACGCGGCGGAAGCUCUUCGUGGGCAACAUGCCGUUUACCUUCUCCGCGGCGGAGACGGAGAAGCUCUUCGCCGAGUGCGGCGUCGUCAAGGACGUCGAGGUUAUCAAGAUGAAGGACGGGAGGAAGAGGGGGUUCGCGUUCGUCACCAUGGCCACCGCCGAAGAGGCCGCCGCCGUAGUGGAGAAGUUCGACGGCCACGAUAUCAAUGGAAGGGUCAUCAAGGUGGAAUUUUCGAAGAGCUUCAGAAAACCUGCUCCACCAUCAUCUCCGGACACCAUUGUCGCUAAGUACAAGCUUUAUGUUUCCAAUCUUGCAUGGAAAGCAAGGUCUGCCGAUCUGAAGGAGUUCUUCUCACAGUUUAACCCAGUUUCUGCAAAUAUAGUCUUUGAUGAUAGAAAAUCAGCUGGGUAUGGUUUUGUUUCUUUUGGAACAAAAGAGGAAGCAGAGGCUGCCCUCAGCGAACUCAAUGGAAAGGAACUUAUGGAAAGGCCUGUUAUUCUAAGAUGGCGGGAGGAUAAAGAAACUGUGAAGGCUGAUGGUGAAGUUGAAGGAGUGAAGGUUGAUGAUCAGGCAGAAGGUGUGGUGGUUGGUGAGAGUGGUGAGGUUGAAGGUGAAGAUAAACAGGAGUAGUCUAAUAGUACUGUGCUGGGAGAAAGUUGCAGUAGCCUUAUUGAUAAAAGUGCAGAUGCGGAAACUCAUUGUACAGAUACAAAAUAGAGGUGAUAAUUGUAAUCGAAGACUGCAGCAAAGGUUUCUGCCAUGAUGCUGUUAAGAAAAAUGGAAACAAAGGGCAUUAGCUGUAAUCAAGGUGAAACAUCGUCCAUGGGUAGCUGGCUUCAGUAUUCAAUACGAGUCAUGUGCUUAUUGUAGUGACCAGUACUUAUUUGUACUCCAUUGUGACCAUGAACUGUGUCGUUCCGAGAUACUUGUAGUUUCCUGAUUUUGGAUCCAGUUUACUGUAACAUUUCUUAGCUUGCUGAUCAGCUUUCGGCAAUGAGGCAUUCUCAAACUGCACUCAA